AUGAGGGGGGCCAUGCAAGUCUCCAUCGUCCUCCUCCUGGUGACCGUGUCCGAUGGUGCGGUGAUCACGGGGGCCUGUGAGCGGGAUGUCCAGUGUGGGACAGGCACCUGCUGUGCCGUCAGCCUGUGGCUGCGCGGUGUGCGGAUGUGCACCCCGCUGGGGCGGGCAGGACAGGAGUGUCACCCUGGCAGCCACAAGAUCCCUUUCUUCAGAAAACGCCAGCACCACAGCUGUCCCUGCCUGCCCAGCCUGCUGUGCGCCAGGCGCCCGGACGGCAGGUACCGCUGCUCCGCGGACUUGAAGAGCAUCCACUUUUAG
Pteropus alecto (black flying fox) is the source of this 318-nucleotide messenger RNA. RefSeq names its product prokineticin 1 (gene PROK1). The record is from RefSeq and is a predicted model, not a curated record. The coding region runs from base 1 to 318 and encodes 105 amino acids. The transcript is spliced from 3 exons. Lineage: Eukaryota; Metazoa; Chordata; Mammalia; Chiroptera; Pteropodidae.